AUGGCCUCGGCACUCUUCUUCCUCGACUUGAAGGGCAAGACCCUUCUUGCCCGGAACUAUCGAGGAGACAUUCCCAUGUCCGCUGUAGAAAAGUUCCCUAUCCUACUCUCAGAAGCCGAAGAAGAAUCGUCGGCCGUUCCCCCUUGCUUUUCCGACGAAGGCAUCAAUUACCUCUAUAUUCGGCACAACAACUUGUAUCUCCUUGCAUUGACAAAGCGAAACACGAAUGCCGCAGAAAUCCUCCUUUUCCUUCACAAGAUCGUCGAAGUCUUUACCGAGUAUUUCAAAGAGUUGGAAGAAGAGUCGAUACGAGACAACUUCGUCAUUAUAUACGAGCUGCUAGAUGAGAUGAUGGACUUUGGAUAUCCCCAAACCACCGAAUCCAAGAUUUUACAAGAGUAUAUCACGCAGGAGUCACACAAACUCGAAGUUCAAGCUCGUCCACCCAUUGCCGUCACAAACGCGGUGUCGUGGCGGAGCGAAGGGAUUCGAUACCGGAAGAACGAAGUCUUCCUGGACGUCAUAGAGUCACUUAAUCUGCUAGUGUCUUCGACAGGCAACGUGCUAAGAUCAGAAAUUCUCGGAGCCAUCAAGAUGAAAUGCUAUCUUUCUGGCAUGCCGGAACUUCGACUCGGCCUCAACGACAAAGCCAUGUUCGAGACUACGGGACGGGCUACUCGAGGGAAAGCAGUGGAGAUGGAAGAUGUUAAAUUCCACCAGUGUGUCAGGCUGUCGCGGUUCGAGAACGACCGAACCAUCAGCUUCAUUCCACCCGACGGAGAGUUUGAACUCAUGAGCUAUCGCCUGAACACAGCGGUCAAGCCACUGAUAUGGGUCGAGGCAGUGGUGGAGUCUCAUUCUGGAUCCAGGAUGGAAUAUAUGCUCAAGGCGAGAGCACAAUUCAAGCGAAGGUCAACUGCCAAUAAUGUCGAAAUCACCAUACCCGUGCCGGAAGAUGCAGACACUCCACGAUUCAGAACUAACGUCGGAUCCGUGCAUUACGCCCCUGAGAAGUCGGCGAUCGUGUGGAAAAUCAAGCAGUUUGGUGGAAGCAAAGAAUUCCUCAUGCGCGCAGAGCUUGGCUUACCUAGCGUCAAAGGUGAUGAUGAGCGUGGUGGAGGUAUGACUGGCGGCUUUGGCGGCAGUAUGGGCGGUAUCUCUGGUGAAGGCAAAGCAAAACGACCCAUCAACGUCAAAUUCGAGAUUCCCUAUUUCACGACCAGUGGUAUCCAGGUCAGAUACCUGAAGAUCAUAGAGCCAAAGCUGCAAUACCCCUCCUUGCCCUGGGUCCGAUAUAUCACACAAUCAGGCGAUAUCGCAGUCAGAUUGCCCGAUGUACAGAACUAA
Messenger RNA from Exophiala aquamarina CBS 119918, 1347 nucleotides. Its product is annotated as AP-1 complex subunit mu-1. The transcript is spliced from 4 exons. Gene Ontology annotation, cellular component: clathrin adaptor complex; clathrin-coated vesicle. Bases 1 to 1347 code for a protein of 448 amino acids. Gene Ontology annotation, biological process: vesicle-mediated transport; intracellular protein transport. NCBI's taxonomy places the organism in Eukaryota, Fungi, Ascomycota, Eurotiomycetes, Chaetothyriales, Herpotrichiellaceae. The record is from RefSeq and is a predicted model, not a curated record. Gene Ontology annotation, molecular function: clathrin-cargo adaptor activity.